AUGGCAUACUACGAGCCUCAGGGUUGGCAGGCGCCGUCCACGCGCCAGGCAUCUUGGGAGCAACCAGCUCCCCCAUCGCGGUCAGAGGUCGACCGUGCCAUUGACAACUUGGUCAAGAGUGGAAAGCUGUGGGCUGCACCCCGGAGGGACUCCAUGCCUAUGAUGAUGGGCCGUCCCUACCCCGAAUAUGAUCCCCGUGUGGUCAACACGAUGACGCAGCGUCAUCACUCGAUCAGCGAGUUCGAUUCUCGGAUGCACCCGACACCCAACGUUCAGGGCUUCUAUGCCUCGCAGCGAUUUCAGGGUCGCCCCAAUGAAGUAGAACAGAUGAUGCAAGCGAAGCGUCGGAUGGCGGCACAGCGUGAGAGGGAGCUCCGCAACUAUCACCAGGAGCAACAGUACAACCGAAGCCUGCUUGCCGAAAUGUCUGGAAACAAGUCCGAUCGCUCGCUCAGCCCGGCCGCCAUGAGCGAGGAAAGCCGCCGGGAUCUACUCGCACGUCAGCAUAGGGCUUUGUACGGCAACGACAGCCCCUCAUUCUUCCCUCCCGCCGGUCUCGUCGAUGAUGGCACGCGCUCCGAAAGCCAAGCAGGUGGCACGCCGACCUCGACGACCGGUGUUCGUGGCCCUUCUCCGCGCAGCGUUGAUCCGUUCUGUCUUGCGCAGACCCCUGUUCAGGGUGGUGCCGAUGGCGUUGCCCAGGCUGCUGCCGGUGCAGCCUCGCUCCAGUCGCCUUCUCGCGCCAACAGCACCUCCUCCCCCAGCUCCGCCAUCAACCCUGUCUUCGGCAAAUAUGACAGUGCGGAUCAGUCUGUGACCUCGACGUCGUCUCCAGGUGGUGCCGACUCGCCUUCCUCGAGACAGGGCCCUUCCAAGUCGAUGGCAGGGCCGAUUGGAUCCGUUGGACCGAUUGGAACUCGCCCCCUUCCGCAGGCGGGUGCCGGUCAGGCUUCCAACCCGGCGCUGAACAAGCGCUCCACGACCCCUCUGCCAUCUCCUUUGGGGUUCAGUUUUACUUCGGGUGAUGCCGCUGGUCCUGAUCGUUCCGCUUCAUCCGUGUCCAACCCCCCAACUGCUUCAGCUGCGACUGGCGUCAAAGAUACAUCUGGUGGAGUUGGACUCGGCUGGGGCAACAGCAGCGGCGUCUGGGGAUCGAAGACUGGUCUCGGAGUCCAGGCCUCGGUCUGGGGUUGA
Messenger RNA from Aspergillus sclerotioniger CBS 115572, 1194 nucleotides. RefSeq lists its product as uncharacterized. The record is from RefSeq and is a predicted model, not a curated record. The transcript has 4 exons. The coding region runs from base 1 to 1194 and encodes 397 amino acids. Lineage: Eukaryota; Fungi; Ascomycota; Eurotiomycetes; Eurotiales; Aspergillaceae.